This is a messenger RNA of Mastomys coucha (southern multimammate mouse), 5790 nucleotides long. RefSeq names its product platelet activating factor acetylhydrolase 1b regulatory subunit 1 (gene Pafah1b1). The coding region runs from base 846 to 2078 and encodes 410 amino acids. Lineage: Eukaryota; Metazoa; Chordata; Mammalia; Rodentia; Muridae. The record is from RefSeq and is a predicted model, not a curated record. The transcript is spliced from 11 exons. Gene Ontology annotation, molecular function: protein binding.
ACAGCGCAGUGAACGCUGAAGCCGAGCUACAGUGGUGAUGGGCGCCAGCAGUCAGACGAGAGUCUAGAGCAAAAGAGGCGGCUCUUCCCAAGGGAACAGGGGGCCAGAGGAAAGGCGCGGACAAGAGCGCAAGCUCGCCCACCGGCUCGGUAGGGGUACAGCCUCCAGCUCACCCUGCGGAAGGGCGCGCGGCCCAGGUCCAGGCCCAAGCCCGGCCCGCGCAUGCGCCGCGGGCCCUCGGCUCCCCUCCCUCUUCCUGGCGGGUCUGGGGCGGCGGCGGCGCGGUGACGUCAGGGCGUUGGGGCAGCUCCUGUGACAGACGGAGCUGGAGCGGCGGGGCGGCGGCGGAGUCCGGCGGCCGAGAUAGCGAGUGAGGGAGCGAAGGAGCAGCGACCCGAGAGUCGGGGAGCGAGGAGGAGCCGGAGGGGAGCGCUCAGGCGCGAGCGAGAGAACGCGCGGACGCUGGGCUAGGGCUCGAGCCCCGGAACGGCUGAGGAGCCCGCCCGCGGCCCUCCCCUCCCCCUCCCCGGGACCGGGCCCAGCGCGCCAUCCUCCCCCUCCCUCCCUCCCUCCCUCCUUUCUCCCUUCCCUCUCCCUCCCCCUCCCCCGCUGGUGGAUGGGAGUGAAGGACGGAAGAGGCCCUGCGGAGGCGGCGGUGCAGCGCUCCGGUGGAAUGAACCUCACUUGUUGACUGGUUGCUGAUUGGAUUCACUUGAAAAAAGAAUCAUUUUUCCCUCUGUGGAAGCCACAUAGUGGCAUAUUUAAUUCAAAUCCAGGGAUCACAACUUUUGAUUUUUCUGGAGGGACAUACCACUAUAUCAAAUAAGCUUGACAUUACAGCCAAAAUGGUGCUGUCCCAGAGACAACGAGAUGAACUAAAUCGAGCUAUAGCAGAUUAUCUUCGUUCAAAUGGCUAUGAAGAGGCAUAUUCCGUUUUUAAAAAGGAAGCUGAACUAGAUAUGAAUGAAGAAUUAGAUAAGAAGUAUGCUGGUCUUUUGGAAAAAAAAUGGACAUCUGUUAUUAGAUUACAAAAAAAGGUAAUGGAAUUAGAAUCAAAACUAAAUGAAGCAAAAGAAGAAUUUACGUCAGGUGGUCCUCUUGGUCAGAAACGAGACCCAAAAGAAUGGAUUCCCCGUCCACCUGAGAAAUAUGCACUGAGUGGUCAUCGGAGUCCAGUUACUCGAGUCAUUUUCCAUCCUGUGUUCAGUGUUAUGGUCUCUGCUUCAGAGGAUGCUACAAUUAAGGUGUGGGAUUAUGAGACUGGAGAUUUUGAGCGAACUCUCAAGGGCCAUACAGACUCUGUACAGGACAUUUCCUUUGACCACAGUGGCAAGCUUCUGGCUUCCUGUUCUGCAGAUAUGACGAUUAAAUUAUGGGAUUUUCAGGGUUUUGAAUGCAUCAGAACCAUGCACGGCCACGACCACAAUGUCUCUUCAGUAGCCAUCAUGCCUAAUGGAGAUCAUAUAGUGUCUGCGUCAAGGGAUAAAACUAUAAAAAUGUGGGAAGUGCAAACUGGCUACUGUGUGAAGACAUUCACAGGACACAGAGAAUGGGUACGUAUGGUGCGGCCAAAUCAGGAUGGCACUCUGAUAGCCAGCUGUUCCAAUGACCAGACUGUGCGUGUGUGGGUUGUAGCAACAAAGGAAUGCAAGGCUGAGCUCCGAGAACAUGAACAUGUGGUAGAAUGCAUUUCCUGGGCUCCAGAAAGUUCAUAUUCUUCCAUCUCUGAAGCAACAGGAUCUGAGACUAAAAAAAGUGGCAAGCCUGGACCUUUCUUGCUAUCUGGUUCCAGAGACAAAACUAUUAAGAUGUGGGACGUCAGUACUGGCAUGUGCCUUAUGACUCUUGUGGGUCAUGAUAAUUGGGUACGUGGAGUUCUGUUCCAUUCUGGGGGGAAGUUUAUUUUGAGUUGUGCUGAUGACAAGACUCUCCGUGUAUGGGAUUACAAGAACAAGCGAUGCAUGAAGACCCUCAAUGCGCAUGAACACUUUGUUACCUCCUUGGAUUUCCAUAAGACGGCACCCUAUGUGGUUACUGGAAGUGUAGAUCAAACAGUAAAGGUGUGGGAGUGCCGUUGAUUGAGUCACAUUUGGUUCUUCCUCCCUUUUUUCCUCUGGAUGCACUCUGAUGAUACCAUGGUUACCCCAUUUGAGCUCUGUUUAAAUAAAUAUUGUCCUUUCAUGUAAAUUAUUCUGGAUGUAGAUUGAGCUUAUUAAAUGUUACACACAAAGUAUUCAUGCAUGGUGAAUCCAAAUUGUAUACUGUAAAUUUACAUAUGUUGUCUAGAAGUACCAUAGGGUUUAAAAACCUGGGCUGGCAUUGGUCACACCAGGCCUACAAGGGCAGAAGUUGAAUAAAUUGAACUAGGGCACUAAACUGAAUAGUUGACAGUGUCAUUUUAUGUUGGAUUAUUAAUUAUUGUUUUUUUUCCUGCUAUCUGUUGGUGCCUGACUUGAUGGCCUCAUUUUGGGGAAAGUUGUGGUUAUUAGGGCUUUUUCUGAAAUGUGUAUCUAUGUAACAUCACUUAAGUGUGCUUAAUAAAUCUUUAAGGGUGUUAGAUAAUAAGACUACAAUUCAGAAUCUUUUGCUACAUCUGUGUAAUGGGGAUUACACAUUGAAGUUUUUGUCAUGACCCCUUUGCCAAAUCAAUAGGAUAUGUUUGUUUUGGCAGCCUAUCAGGCAAAGGCUAGUGGUUUAUUUAUGUAAGAAAAUGAUCGUAAAUCUCAAGAAAAAUCUCAGCAGCUAAUAGUGAAUCCUUUUUCAUUUGGGUCUUACUGCUUUGUAAACAGGUCAGGAAACACUGUCCUACUUUAAGCUUCUCUUUUCCAUACUAGACAUACAAGUUGUAUUCUCCAUACUGUUGGACUGUGUAGUGAUGUGACCCCCCCCCAGUAGAAUUUGAUCUUCCCAUUGAGUGUCAUGCUACAAAUCACUAUGUGUUUAUGACGUUUUUAGGGAUGUGCCAUGUGCAUGUCAGAAAGACAAAUGCUGACAAAGCUGCAUGCGCAUUUUAAAGGAGUGGAAGGAACAGUUUCCAACAUGAACCUGAUAACAAUUUGAGCUGUUUGACUUACAAGUUAUAAAAAAAGUGACAGGGUUAAAUGAAGCAUGCAUAGAAAUAUUUUUUUUCAUCUUUUGUUUAUAUGUAAAUGUUUAUAAGUAUGUGGGCCUAUCUAUAAGUGGAUAUGUCUAUAUAUGUAUAUCACACACAUACAACCUCCAUGUUGUUGGGUCUUGCGUUUUUGAAGAAGUGCUCAAACACAUGCAUAGAGUAAAUCUUGCUGGGGAAUACCAACCACAGCCAUGCUUUAGAAUAGACUCUUCUGAUGUUUCUAACUCUGAGGGGCUUUUCUAAGCUAAGAGAAAGUCACUUCCUCUGUUCUCCCCUCUAAUGUGGCCAUCCACCAUUUUACACAUUCCUGAUAGGUUGUAUAUUUUGGUCCAGAGUUACUACAGUAGGUUUAAGAGAAUUUUGCCCAUGACUUUUGGAACACUAUUCCAUUGUCAGUUGUUAAUAAAGAAUUUAUCGCCUAGCUAACCAACUUUUUUCUUUUUAAGAAGAUCAAUUUGAAAGGUUAACAGAAACAGUAACAUAACAGUGACAGUCUAACAAUGGCAACUUUUUUCUGGACUGCAUUUUAUUCAUUUGUAUAAUAGAUGAUUUUUUAAAAUGUCCCUUUAAGUAUUGAAUGGAAAUUUCAUUCCUGAAAGGAGAAGGGGUGAGAAUUAAUGUCCUGUAGAUAUACACAAGAGAUUAGGCUCUGGCAGCAGCUCACUGUCUAGCUUGUGUCUUUGUUUGUUCACUUGUUUGUUCUUAAUAUCCCUCAGAGAUUUCUCUAUAAAGGAAAAGUGUUUUGAGAAUCAAGUGGCUAUUCUUGAGAACAAAAACCCCAUCGUGAUUCCAUAAACACUGUAGGUUAGCUUUUAGGACAACAUUGCCUCACAACCCUGCUUACAUUAAAAAGUCUUUUUCUCCUAGCUGUUCUGACUGGAUUUUUCUCUAAAAGCUAUGGAAAAUAUCUUCGUUCUCAUUUGCUGCUAUUUCCUGUCCUAUUUCAAGAAUAUAAAUACAUAGAAAUGGUGCAUCUUAACAUUUGUUUGUAUGUGUUAAAAUGUUUUGUCUUUUAAUUCAGUUUUAGCAUGUAGCAAUAUGAAUUGUUAAAGGGUAAGCCACAACAUCUAGACAUCAUUCAUAGAAACAAUAAAGAAUGGUACCAAUGUAGAGGAGCAAAGCUGCUGUUGAUGGGUUUCCUCCCCUGCAGCAGUGCCUCACUGACAACAGAGGAGGGAGUGCUCUGUAACAAAGCUGUCCUUACUUGGGAGAUUGCCACAGCCUGCUGCUUAGCUGAGUUACCAGACAUCCUCCACUUAAGCAGCAGCAAACAUUGAAUCUCAGGGAUGGUCCACAGCUGGAUCCAAACAUAACGAGCCCUGUUUGAAUAAUGAAGGGUGGCGGGGCAACAUCCACAUCUGGCAUCGGAUUUGCAAAGGUUUCUUGCACUGUUGUUUGACACUGCCCUGUUGAUGCCCUUACUCUUAUGUUACUGUUUUCUCUGUCUGCUGUCUAACCCUGUGCCUUGCCUGGGAUAAGGACAAUGAUAAAGUUAGAGGUUUUGGUUGUAAGUAGAGGACUUUUAUGAAUUGGUUAGCGGUUCACUGCUGCUUUGUUACUUUCUUGAGUCAGAUUGGCUGCUUAUUAAGAAAUAAAAAGCUGAUAGAAUUGUGAUGAUUGUUGAUUGUGUGUGUAAACAGACAUUCCAGUGCCACCUAUAACACAGUGUGCCCAAGAAGUCCUAACCGCAUGGAGAGUGCAAGCUGCAGGUUUGUGUAGACAUGACCUGGAGAAUAGUUGCUUUUGACAUGACAUCUUGCACUUUAGGAGACUAAGACCGUCCUGUUCUGUCUGCAUGUGGUGUGACCAAUGGUGUGCUCAGAGCACUACCCACAAUCACUAGUGUUAGCAAGCCGUCCCGGGCCGUGAUGCACUAUUAGUCCUUUGGAAGCUUUGGCUUUAGGCUCACCAAGCCCAGUCUCCUGUUUGCCUCUUUCUGUUCUUUGUGAACUUCCAGAUAAUACCACUCACUAAAGUUUAUUUUUUUGUUUUUUAAUUUAAAGAAAAACUAUUUAAAAAUAAGGACAUUUUGUUCGUUGACAGUGGUGGCUUGAUAAUCCUUAAGCAACAGUUGAAAGAGAAGGGAAAGGCACUUAAAAAGGUUACUCUUCCUGUCCAGCUGUAUAUAAACCCAAUGUGUUGGUUAAUCUAGAUGGUGCAAAAAGGAAUGUCAUGGUAGACAAGCAACAUGAGCAAAAUUGGAAGAAAAGUUUUGGGUUUUUUUUCCAGUGGGCUGGGUUGGGUGGGAUGGGGUAAGCUGGACUCACAAGUCACGACUGGACGGGCCUUUUAAUCCUUUCACUGUAUCAUGUAAGUAGCUGCUUUCUCGCCUGCUUAUCCUUCAGGCAUCCCCAAAGCUCACUCUGAAGACGUUAGAAAUAAACACAAACUCUACGAGUUAGAAGUCGAUCCUGACACUGACAUGAAGGCAAGCAUUGAUUUCAUAUGAACGUUGCAGAGGUGGUAAUUGGAGAAAACAGUUCCCCAGAUUGUAAGAGUUCACCGAAGAUAUCGACAAAAUUUUAAAAAUCAGUAAAGGAAUGUAUAUAAUAUUGCUCUUGUGUUUUACAGUAAGAUUUGUUGCUCUCAGACUGUGUAAAACAAAAUUUAUUCAUGUUUUCUGCAUAUUAAAAAUCUUAUUGUACCAAUUGGUAAACUAUUAAAUGCCUAUAAAACUA